Hevea brasiliensis (rubber tree) is the source of this 2299-nucleotide messenger RNA. RefSeq lists its product as uncharacterized. Gene Ontology annotation, molecular function: lipid binding. The transcript is spliced from 6 exons. NCBI's taxonomy places the organism in Eukaryota, Viridiplantae, Streptophyta, Magnoliopsida, Malpighiales, Euphorbiaceae. Bases 582 to 1871 code for a protein of 429 amino acids. The record is from RefSeq and is a predicted model, not a curated record.
AAAUUAAAACAACCCACACUUUGUUUUGCAUGGUAUAAUCCAUUCAUUUCUUUCCAUUUGUUGCCUUCCUAUUUGGCUAAAACGGCAUCGUUCUUUUCCUUCUGCCAUAAAAGCAAGCAUACAGAAUACAGGUACAGUGCACCAAACAAACAGCUUACAAGGAAAUACAAUAAAAAAUCAUCUGACCCUACGGUAAUCUUUAGCACACGCCUCCCUACCGCUUAUCUCCCAAAGCCCUAUCUGUAGUAGAUAUCAACAGCUAAACAGAAACAAUACUCGUCUUCUUCCUCAUUUUUCUACAGCUUCUCAGCAAAGCCCAAAUAUUUUUCUCAUUAUUCCUUUCUCCACCCACGUUCACCCUCCUUUAUUGGUCCAUUUCAAAUCUCGGCUCUGCUGUGACAUUACCCUCUUCUUUCUUUGAAACCCUCGACUAAUAGCAGUGCUUAACGCGUCUUACCAUUUCGAUUCAAUCGAGGGUUUUUUUUUUUUUUAUGGGUUUUCUUUGCUUUUAUUUAUCUGGGUUGUAUUUGGAUUGCUGAAUAUUCCUUGGUUUGCGGCUAUUUCGUUUCGGGAAAGGGUAAAUGGCUGUGUGGUCGAUUUUGUUAGAGAUUUUGAAGAGACCCACUUUUGGAGAUGUCGUGAUUGAGCUCGUCAUGUUUAUGAUUCCUUUGUGGAUUGCGGUUAUUGUUGGGGUUCUUGUAGGAUGGGCAUGGAAGCCUAAAUGGGCCAAUUUGGGUAGAGUAAUGUUUGAUUCUUCUGUCUCUAAGGACUCUGCAACUACAGUAGCAUCACCGGCAUCUUUGUCGAUAUCCACCUUGAAUUCAUUGAAGUUUCAGUUGCCCAGUUUCAUAUCUUGGGUUGCCAACGACGGAAUUCAGAAGGACUCUUCCUCUGCGCCGCCUAGCCUUAGGCAUGAUUUCAGUUCUUCACAGUUGCAAAAGGAUAAAUCCGGCAUGGUGAAUGAAGAUGAUUUAGAGCUUUUGUGUAAACUUGUGGAAGACAAAGAUGGAGGUCCUGCUUGGAUUCAGAUGAUGGAUCGUUCCAGCCCAACUAUGAGCUAUCAAGCUUGGCGGAGAGAUCCCGAGACUGGCCCUACCCAAUAUCGUACCAGAACUGUUUUUGAAGAUGCCACUCCUGAAAUGGUGAGGGACUUCUUUUGGGAUGAUGAAUUUCGGUUUAAGUGGGACGACAUGGUUAUACAUACUGCAAUUUUGGAGGAGUGCCCCACCACAGGAACCAUGGUGGUUCAGUGGGUACGCAAGUUUCCUUUCUUUUGUAGUGACAGAGAAUACAUCAUAGGCCGUCGAAUUUGGGAGUCUGGUCGAUUGUAUUACUGUAUUACAAAGGGAGUUCCUUGCUCCUCUUUGCCAAGACGCAACAAACCAAGACGUGUGGAUUUGUACUAUUCAAGCUGGUGCAUUCGUGCAGUUGAAUCAAAAAGUGGGGAUGGCCAGCUCACUGCAUGUGAGGUCCUACUGUUUCAUCAUGAAGAUAUGGGUAUUCCUUUGGAAAUUGCAAAGCUUGGAAUCCGGCAUGGUAUGUGGGGAGCAGUGAAGAAGAUCGAACCUAGUUUACGUGCAUAUCAGAAGCAAAGAGCAGCUGGAGAUCCACUCUCACGCUGUGCUUUCAUGGCUCAGAUCAACACCAAAGUGAGUGCAGACUACCUUAAAUGUUUGGAGAGCACUGCUAGUAGUCAUUCAUCAGAGGUUGAAAUCCAGGAUUCUUCUUCCAAGAAACCACGGGGAAACAUACAUAGGCUUUUGGUAGUUGGUGGGGCUAUUGCUCUUGCUUGUACUCUUGACCAGGGUCUCCUAACUAAGGCAGUUAUAUUUGGAGUAGCAAGGAGAUUUGCAAAAACUGGGAGGUUGUGAUCUGGAGAUUAUUUUGCAUCAUUGCUAUGAUGACAACCAAGUUUAUUGCUUCUGCAGUGAAUUGAGAAAUGGUUGGAGGAUGUUGAAUCUCCUAACUCCUCACCCUGAUUUGAAAUGGAUGGAAGUUUUGUGUUCAUUUUUCCUUAAGGUUGACGUAUGGUGUGGCUUUAGAUCUGAAAAAUAGAAAAGAUCAUACAGCUGUAUUCAUGAAAUUUAGCAAUGUGAUGAAAGAAUCUCAAUAAUUUGGCGCCAAUAAUUUGAAUAAAUGAAAGGCAAACAUGUUCCUCCAAUUCAAAAUUUUGUUUGGGAAUUGGAAGUGUUUAGGUCAGAAACGAGGUGAAUUAAGCAACUAGUUUCUGUUAAUAUAAUAAUUUUGGUACAAGUUAAGUUGGACUAAUAAUGAAAAUUGCAGCCGUUUACCAUCUGAA